Molecule: messenger RNA, 2429 nt
Organism: Cylicocyclus nassatus
Lineage: Eukaryota; Metazoa; Nematoda; Chromadorea; Rhabditida; Strongylidae
Source: the annotation of a GenBank genome assembly
CGGAUUCCAUCACCGGAGCAAUGCGGCUCUACUUGUUCGCUGCUGUUUUACCGGCUCUGAUCCAGGCUAAGUCGCUAGCUAUAAACUUGGCUAAGGAUUCCCAUUGUUCUUUCUCAAAUGACGCGCUGAAUGUAUCGUGGACGUUCGACGCACCCAGCUCCGAUGUGGUCUUCAAAAUGAUGGCUCAGUCGAGAUCAGAGAAUUUCUGGGCCGGGAUGUUCUUAGGAAACGACCGACCGGAAGAUUCGAUAGGAGCUUUCGUUCGAAAUGGACAGAUUGGUGUGAUGGAUGGUUAUGUGGUUGAUGAUCGGCUACUUUUGGACAAUAUGACAAAUCUACAAUCGCUCCUGUUCGAUUUGCAAGACCAUAAACUUACUGCAGAAUUUGCUCGACCGCUUACUACGAGCGAUAUGAACGACAGUGAUUUGAGCCAAUGCAUAACUUUCUUCUUCCCAUCACAACCGCUGGGAAUCGACCCAGCUGGUCAAAUCCAAGUUCCAAAAGAUCUCCAGUCAAAGCGAGUAUGCAAUAUUCCAACAUCGUGCAAGACCGAGUCAAUAGAUGUGGUGAAACGUUCGGAUGCCACGGUCUGUGAGCACACACAAGGCAAGAAUAUCAUCAGAUGGCAGAAGGUUGACGAUGAGGUGAAGUUCUCUAUUGGGCAAGGCGUACAGCCUGGAAAGUGGUGGUCAGCCAUUGGUGUUGGACAAGGAAUGGCGGAUCUAAAAAUAGCAGCCGCAUUCUUUGAAAACGGUGAAGUGAAGAACAUGGGAGGUUAUCACGCAGAAGGUCACGGUGUGCCCGCCGCUGACGAUACCCUUACACCAAAAUUGGAUGCUGAGAACACCAAAGUAGUCGAUGACAGGUCGGUGGCGCAAUUCUCACUUCCCAUGGAUUUAUUCACCUCACGUUUUGACGACAGCGGUUGCGUUACCCUCCAAAUUGCUUCUGAAGCUGGGGAAUGGGACGACGAUUACGUUUUCAAAAAGCAUCAGAACACACCGGAAGCGGUUCUUGUUUGCGGCAUAGAUCAGUGCUCAGCCACUCUGGAAACUGCUGGAGCUGAAGCGGGAGCCGGAGCAGAAGCGGGAGCCGGAGCAGCGGGAGCCGGAGCGGAGGCGGUGACUGGAGCUACUGGAGAAGCCGGAGCUGAAGCUGCUAGUGGAGCUACACCUGCUGCAGCUGGAGCUGAAGCUGUCAGCGGAGCUACACCUGCUGCAGCCGGAGCUGAAGCGGUGUCUGGCGCUACGGCUGAGCCUGGUGCAGCAGGAGCUGCGAGCGGAGCUGCGACUCAGCAACCUGAAUCUAACGGAGUGACUGCAGCUUCUGAAGCAUCAGGCAGUGAUGCUACGGCCAUGGCUGCUCAAGCAGCCAGCGGCGCAACUACCGCUGUACCGCAAGGAGCGACUAUCACAGCUGAGGCAAAUGCAGUUGGUGAAGGUGCGAUCGCCUCGGGUGCUACGCCAGCUGAAGCACACGAAGGAUCUGCCACGGAAGCUACUAUGGCUGGAAGCGGAAGCGAACACACCGUUGCUCCGGGCGUACAAACGAGCACUGUUGAAGGUGUCAGUGGAGUUUUAAAUGGUGCUUCGGCUCGACCUGAAGUAGAGGGAAGCGGAGAGGCUGCCAAUGAUACCUCAUUGUUUGCAGCGGCAGCUCACGCUGUCGAAGAGUUACCUGAAGGCUCCGGAAUGGAAGGAAGUGGUGAACUGGCAAAAGUCGAAGUUCAUGGCACUGAAGCUCUGAAUACCAUCACUGGCACUGGUGCUGCCGCAGAAGAAGGAUCGGGAGAAGGAGCUGCUAAAGCAGCUGCGCUAGGUGAGGGAUCUGGGGAAAUGGCUAUCGGAGGAGAAGGAGCUAAGGUCACUGGUACAGAAACUGAAGGAAAACCUCUUGUUUUGGCUAAAGCUGAUGAGCCGACCGUUGUGAAUGUUCUCAAAAAUGGAUGUGGGGAUGAUCAUACCGAUAUAAAUGUGUGCGAACACUAUUUCGAAGAUUAUCUUGGAAAAGUAAAAGCAUGGGCCGACAAGCACGAUCAGGUUUUGGAGAAAAAUAUGUGGAAGGCUUGCAAGUUGCUGUCGCAGGUCAAGCACGUUCCAACUUUAUGCUGCAGUAAAUUCUAUUCUACCUGUAGCACACAUAUGGAAACGAGAAGAUGAAAUUUAGAAAAAUUUUACUCUUGUAUAUAAGGCUACAAUCCUUACUGAAUUCGCUACGUUAAAUUUGAUAUGUCCAAUUAUGUGUAAGUUGUGUGAACUUAUCACUUCAUUGCAUUACCGAUCAAAUUGCGGGAUAGGUACAUUUUACACCUGAACGUUUAUUUUCUGAAAACUGAGACACUUAAAGCACUGUGAUACUCUUACGGCUUCUCUACUCAACUUUUGUUUGCUUGCUGUCGAUGAUUCUUGCCAAUAAAUGUCGACAUAUGU